Molecule: messenger RNA, 2095 nt
Organism: Serinus canaria (Common canary)
Lineage: Eukaryota; Metazoa; Chordata; Aves; Passeriformes; Fringillidae
Gene: ANKRA2
Product: ankyrin repeat family A member 2
Exons: 9
Coding region: 354-1589 (411 amino acids)
Biological process (GO): regulation of gene expression
Cellular component (GO): cytoplasm; nucleus
Molecular function (GO): protein binding
Source: RefSeq, a predicted model, not a curated record
GCGGUGAGGCCUCACUUCCGGCGGUGGCGACUGGAAGCCGAGGUGAGGCCGGGCCUGGGUGGCGUGGGGCCUGUCCUCACGGACUGCUUGCCCGGACAGGAGGCCUGUCCUCACGGACUGCCUGCCCGGACACGGGACUGGAGGCCUGUCCUCACGGACUGCCUGCCCGGACAGGGGACGCCUCCAGACGUGCCGGGAGCUGCGCGAAGCGCGGCCCCGCCUCAGACUUCCCGCGGUACUGUGAACAAGCCGGUUGCAGGUUGUCCAGAAAAUUUGGCUUGUCUGGCCAGAAUUGCUCCUGGCUGGAAACAAUGAAGCAUCGUUUUGCAUGAAACUUGUACAGGACUGAGAUCAUGGCAUCUUCAACAAACUUAGAUGUCGGGGCUCAGUUAAUUGUGGAAGAAUGUACCACCAGCUACAGCCUUCCACCCAUGCCAGACAUUAAAGUGGAGCACCAGCUUGACACCAGCACAGAGGAAGGCCCAGCUCAGAGUGUCACCAUGGGGAUGAAAUUCAUUUUGCCCAAUAGAUUUGAUAUGAAUGUCUGCUCACGAUUUGUGAAGUCUUUGAAUGAGGAGGACAGUAAAAAUAUUCAAGAUCAAGUCAACUCUGACCUUGAAGUCGCAUCUGUCUUAUUUAAAGCUGAAUGCAACAGCCACACUUCUCCUUCCCCUGGUAUCCAAGUAAGACAUGUUUAUACUCCAUCAACUACUAAGCAUUUCUCACCAAUAAAACAAUCAACUACACUAACUAACAAACACAGGGGAAAUGAAGUCUCUACAACACCUCUACUGGUAAACUCUUUAUCUGUUCAUCAGCUGGCUGCUCAGGGAGAAAUGUUAUAUCUGGCUACACGUAUUGAACAAGAAAAUUUAAUCAAUCAUAAGGAUGAAGAAGGAUUUACUCCUCUGAUGUGGGCUGCAGCUCAUGGGCAGAUAGCAGUAGUGGAAUUUCUCCUCCAGAAUGGUGCAGAUCCUCAGAUUCUGGGGAAGGGGCGAGAAAGUGCCCUCUCACUGGCCUGCAGUAAAGGAUACACUGAUAUUGUCAAAAUGCUGCUUGACUGUGGAGUUGAUGUCAAUGAGUAUGACUGGAAUGGAGGUACACCCUUGCUAUAUGCAGUACAUGGGAACCAUGUGAAAUGUGUUAAAAUUCUUCUUGAAAGUGGUGCUGAUCCAACUAUUGAAACAGAUGCUGGCUAUAAUUCUAUGGACUUGGCUGUUGCCUUGGGCUAUCGGAGUGGUGUUCAGCCAUCUCCAGAAGAGCCAGGCCCCAUCAUGCCCAGCUUAUGUGAUUACUUGGGAAGACAAAUGACAUCAUCACAAAUGUCCCCCCCUUUCCUGCUUCUUGUCCCCACUUUUACACUGAAUUUGGUGCCACGUGGUCUGGAAUAUCCCUUUGGUCAUCUGUCCUGGCUGUGUCUCCUCCCAGCCUGCCAAGCACCCUGCCAGUCCCCUCCCCAGUGUGGCUGCACCAAAAGCAGAAAAGGCCUUGGCUCUGUGCAAGCCCUGCUCAGCAAUAACAAAAACAUCUCUGUAUUAUCAACCCUGUGUUCAGCACAAAUCCAAACACAGCCCCAUGUCAGCCUCUGAGAAGAAAAUUAACUUUAUCCCAGCUGAAACCAGCACAACUUCAGAGGAGUUUACAUAGAAGACUGGUUCAAGAGCUCAAUCUCCAAGUGUUUCACAGAAGUUUCUCAUAAGUGUUUCUUCCUGUUUUCUGUUUGUAGGCUAAAAAUUUGCUUUCCAUGUGCUAUCAGUCUAUUCAAACCAAAGACUGAUGAUGACCCCCAAAAACAUUGUUUGCCUAUCUGGCAGUAUUGUUUUUGCAUUAUAUAAGGCUUUUGUUUUCUGAAGGAAUGCUGACUUAUUCACAGAGUGAAUUUAUACAUGUCUGGUUUUUUAUUAAAUGAUUGCACAGGAGAAGCAGAUAUCUGCUAGAAAAAACAGUAUAACUCUGAAAAUACAGAAAAAAUAAAUACUAACUUCAUAUCUUUCUCUGCUUUAGUUCAGCAGGUUAUUGAGUCUCAUUUAUUAAAGCUACUUCAAAAUAUCAAGGAAUAGUGGUUGGCUCUUCUGCAGGUGCCACAUCUUGGCUU